This is a messenger RNA of Osmerus eperlanus (European smelt), 2605 nucleotides long. RefSeq names its product E3 ubiquitin-protein ligase TRIM39-like. Gene Ontology annotation, biological process: protein ubiquitination. Lineage: Eukaryota; Metazoa; Chordata; Actinopteri; Osmeriformes; Osmeridae. Gene Ontology annotation, molecular function: zinc ion binding; ubiquitin-protein transferase activity; protein binding. The record is from RefSeq and is a predicted model, not a curated record.
AUGGCUUCCUGCAGCAGUCUCCAGUCUGAAGAUCAGUUCCUCUGUUCUAUAUGUCUGGAUGUGUUCACUGAUCCUGUCUCUAUUCCAUGUGGACACAACUUCUGCAAGGCCUGUAUCACCAAGUACUGGGACAACAGUGACCUGUGUCAAUGUCCCAUGUGCAAGGAGAAAUUCUAUAGGAGACGCAAGGCAGUGAAAAAUAAACCCAACAGCCAAUACCUACGACCAGCCAGAUCUGGAGAAGUGUCAUGUGACAUCUGUACUGGUACCAAGCUCAAGGCCCUGAAGUCCUGUUUGGUGUGUCUGGCCUCUUACUGUGAGACUCACCUGGAGCCUCAUCAGAGAGUUGCAGCCUUGAAGAAACACAAGUUGAUCGACCCUGUGGAGAACCUGGAGGGCAGGAUGUGUCAGAAGCAUGAGAGACCCCUGGAGCUGUUCUGUAGGACUGACCAGAUGUGUGUUUGUCUCAUGUGCACGAGAACAGACCAUAAGACCCAUGACACUGUCACUUUAGAGGAAGAGUACAGACCAAAAAAGAAUGAUCUGGGGAAGAUGAUGGCUGAGAUGAAGCAGAUGACGGAAGAAAGAUCUAAGAAGGUUCAGGGGGUCAAACUCUCAGUAGAGACCAGCAAGAGAGAUGCAGAGAGAGAGAUAUCAGACAGUGUUGAGGUCUUCACUUCUCUGGUGCGCUCCAUUGAGAGAAGCCAGGCUGAGCUCAUUGAGGUGAUGGAGGAGAAGCAGAAAGCAGCAGAGAAACAGGCUGAAGGGUUGAUUCAAGAUCUGGAGCAGGAGAUCACUGAGCUGAAGAGGAGAAGCACUGAGCUGGAGCAGCUCUCACACACUGAGGACCACCUCCACCUGCUGCAGAGCUUCCCAUCCCUGAGCACCCCUGCACACACCAAGGACUGGUCUGAGAUCAGUGUCCACAGUGGUCUGAGUGUGGGGGCAGUGAGGAGAGCUGUGUCUCAGCUGCAGGAGACACUCAAUGAAGAGAUGGAGAAGUUGUCUGACACUGAACUGAAGAGGAUUCAGCAGUAUGCAGUGGAUGUGACUCUGGACCCUGAUACAGCACAUCCCAAAAUCAUCCUGUCUGAGGAUGGGAAACAAGUGAGAUAUGGAGACAUAAGGCAGGAUCUGCCUGACAACCCAGAGAGGUUUGAUCAUUGUGUCAAUGUCCUGGGAAAGCAGGGCUUCUCCUCAGGGAGGUUCUACUAUGAGGUGCAGGUUGAGGGGAAGACUGAGUGGACAGUGGGAGUGGUCAGAGAGUCCAUCAACAGGAAGGGGAAUGUGAAACUGAGGCCUAACAAUGGAUACUGGACUAUAUGUCUGAGGAGUGGAGAUGAGUACUGGGGUCUGCCUGGCCCCCCUGUCCUCCUCUCCCUGAGACAGAAGCCCCAGAAUGUGGGAGUGUUUGUGGACUAUGAGGAGGGUCUGGUCUCCUUUUAUGAUGUGGAGGCCAGGUCUCAUAUCUACUCUUUCACUGGCUGCACCUUCACUGAGAAACUCUAUCCACUCUUCAGUCCCUGUCUGAAUGAUGGAGGUGAAAACUCUGCCCCUCUGAUCAUCACUCCUGUCACACAGUGACAAAUCAAGAUGUGGAAAUGCUGGAGUUCAAAAGAAAAUGUGAUUACAAAAUAUGAAUCUACACAAAAUUGUUGUGAGUAUGCUGGAGACAAAGUCAUUUAGAUUUUCAAACAUUUAUAACAAAUCUUUAUAGAGGGGCAGUGCUCCCCUGGUGGCUCACAAGGUAGAGCAUGAACCUCAGACUGAGGCCUUGACUCGGGGUUCGAGUCCAGCCUGGGUCAUUUCCUGCUUUUCUCUCUUUCUUACUACCUGUCCUGUCAAUCUUUCACAGUCUGUAUCAAAUAAAGGCAUAAAUGGCAAUGAGAUGUCACGUAAAUGUACCAGUGAACAAAUGAAAUAAAAUGACCUAAAAUGCAAUAAAUGCAUAUAAAACCUUAUUCAAUCCUUUAAAAAAAACAAUUUUGUACACUACCACAAUCAGUGAAAAGCACAAAUCACCUUUGAGAAUGUCUGUUUAGUUUAGAGAACCUCCAACAUGAUGCCUGUAUUCAGGGACGAUAUACAACACACAGUUGUAUUUCAGGUUCACACUGGUUCUGUUCAAGUGUGAAAUGCUCUUAAGAGCAUAAGAUCUUGCUUAAUCUCACUGCUUCAGUCAGUGUUUUUACGUUUUUUAGGGUAAUCCAUAUAUUUAACAUAAGAAACACACUCAACAGGUCAGAUAUGAAUAUCUAGUUGACAGCAUUAUGACCAGCUGUAACUGAUCUGAGACCAGCAUUAAGCCCAGCUGUAACUGAUUUUUGACCAGCAUUAAGAUCAACUGUAACUGAUCUGAGACCAGCAUUAACACCAGCUGUAACUGAUCUGAGACCAGCAUUAACACUAUAUGUAACUGAUCUGAGACCAGCAUUUACACCAGCUGUAACUGAUCUGAGACCAGCAUUAACACCAUAUGUAACUGAUCUGAGACCAGCAUUUACACCAGCUGUAACUGAUCUGAGACCAGCAUUAAAUAAAAACACAAACUAACGUUUAAUAACUUUACUUUUAACCUGAUCUAAAUACACACCAUAUUCUAAGU